Acytostelium subglobosum LB1 is the source of this 609-nucleotide messenger RNA. RefSeq lists its product as hypothetical. NCBI's taxonomy places the organism in Eukaryota, Evosea, Eumycetozoa, Acytosteliales, Acytosteliaceae. The record is from RefSeq and is a predicted model, not a curated record. The transcript has 3 exons. The coding region runs from base 1 to 609 and encodes 202 amino acids.
AUGCCACAGGACCCAAAGGCCAGACAACCAUUGGCCAAUAUACAACAAAAGUCAAAGGUUUCAGUUAAACCACAGCAGCAACAGCAGCAACAGCAGCAAAUCGUUCAACAGCAACAGACCAUUAUAUCCAAUGCCAGAAUUGACAGUCUAGAGAAUGAGCUCAGAAAACUUAGAGAGCAACUAGAGCAAACCAAUCGCGAGAAUGAAAUGCUAAAGGCUGCUGCCAAUGAUCAUCAGAACCAAAAGAUGAAUGCCAUUGUGCACAACAACAGACUUAGACAGUUGUUCAAGCUUAGAGAAGAGAACAAGUUGAAGGACGAGAAGAUUGCAGAGUUGGAGGAACGUUUGAACGAUGCUGAGAGACCAGAGCCAUUCGCUAUCAAGCAGAAUGUUAUGAGAGCAAGAAAGAUUCAUCAACAGUCAAUUAAGAUUGACGAGUUGGAGAAGGAGAAUGCCGAACUCAAGAAGAAGUCGAAACAACAGGAACAACAACCAAUUGCCGCACCAUCGCCAUCAAAGGUGAACUACAGCCACGUGCGUGAGCAGAUCCGCACUGCUGGACAGUCAAACUAUGGCAUCAUCGAGAACCACCUUCCAGGUGAGUGUUAA